Molecule: messenger RNA, 1206 nt
Organism: Colletotrichum siamense
Lineage: Eukaryota; Fungi; Ascomycota; Sordariomycetes; Glomerellales; Glomerellaceae
Exons: 1
Coding region: 1-1206 (401 amino acids)
Source: RefSeq, a predicted model, not a curated record
AUGCAUUCGGUAGCCUGUCUUCGAUUCAAGCUGCGCAGCCACGGGACGAUCGACCUGAUCCAACCAGUGGAAUCAGAUAUCGACAACGGACCUGGUCAUCAGGUCUUAGAUACGUGCGCAUCGCUCAGGUCUCUCGCGGCGGCCUCGCUGUUUUCCCUGUAUUUUCGACACGACAUCUUGCGUCGGAAGACUUUUAAUAAAUAUGUGUGGGCUGUUGGACAAUUUUCACUCUUGACGGAACCCGAGAGGCAACCGUAUCAGUGCAUGGUGGAUGCGCGCAGACUGUAUCAUGGCGCUGGCGACAAAGUGCACGUACCUCACGGCCAUCAUGAUCCUUCGCCCACGAGGGAUCGCUGCAGUCCUCCUGCUCCGGGAACGCCUGCCUCGUGCGGUAGUGGUAGCACGCUUCCCUUCGAUGAGGUGCCGCCUUGCCGAGGCCGCCUAGGCUCACCACCGCCGUAUGCCGAAUGCGUGACCGAAGGACAGUCACCGAAAGCCGGAUCAGACGCCGCAUCCAUCCUCGCCACAUCUCCCGCAGCCGACUGCGACCUGCCAGAGUAUGGUGAUACCAAACGAAGGGAUGCUUCACUGGGUCCCCAUCUGGCCGUUCCCCCUUGCGGAAACCAAGCCAUCCGUCCAACGAGUAAAAGGAAAUGGUCCAUACGUGCCACAGCGUCAUCCGCAACCGACGCCCACCGACCCGAGAAAUUACAGCGAUCCUUGUUUGUCGAUCUAGAUGACAAGAGCCAGGUCGCAAUUUUGCAUGACCUGCAACAACAAAUCAGGCAGCGAGACCAACAGAACGAAGAACUUCAAAGGACUGUCGACCAGUUACGGACAACCGUCGGAGAACUACAGAAGAGAGUCGAGGUAAUGCAGACGUGGAAGAAAAAACAAGAGGAACUGGUUGGUGAUCUGGAAGGAACCUGUUCUCAAUUGGCAGAGCGCCAAGACGACUUUGACGAUGCCGUUGACUGUUUGUCUGGCGAUGUAGACGAGCUUGCCGGGAAACAUGACGAGCUCGGGAAACAGAUGCUAGAUGUCAGUGAUGAGUUCCAGGACUUGAUGGAUGGUAUGGUUUGGAAGGCCCAAGAAGAACUCCGCAAAACCAUUGAAGACGGUAUGGCGAAACAGAUACAAGAGAUUGUUGAGGCUCAAGUAAAUGAAGUCAGAAGGAGGAUUUCCAAAGCUCUCCAGCCGACAUGA